CCACCUGACGAUAUAAAGCAGUUUUCCGCAUCAGCCGGCAUUGAUCGUCUCUCCUCCCUGCAGACAAGCACGUAAAAACAUCUCUUAAUGACUUUUGUCGAAUAUUCUGUCACAUCAAGCCUGUUUAAAGACCUGAACCUUGAAGACAAACACCGAGGACAGCAGACUGCGCAGAGGAUCAACAUUUAGUCCGGGAUGGCCUUAAAGGUCUACAUUUGUGAACGGUGAGCCAGUUGUCAUGGAUAAUGAGGAAAAAUGAAGUGAUCUACGGUUGUGAAGAAGGAACCAACGCUGUUAUGGCAGAUCAAGGGGAAAAGAAGAGUCAGGAGGAGGACCUGUCACCUGACAUCAAGGAUUGGAGUAAACAUCAAGUGAGAGAAUGGGCUCUGAAGGUGAACGGUGUGGAUGAAGGAGUUGCAGAAAUACUGUUUCUGCAGGACAUUAAUGGGCCUAGUCUUUUGAUUUUAGAAACAACAGACUUACCUGCAAUGGGUGUGACUUUUGGACCUGCAAAACUUAUCAUUCAUGCCAGAGAUGAGUUAGUGAAGUUAAAGAAAGAGGAACCAACAAGUUUUAGAAACCAACCUGGAAGACCCUGCAAGCCCUAUCCAUUUUAUAGGUACCAUGAUACGUAUAGAUACAUGGAGAGCAGCAUUCUUGAUAUUACAGAAUCAGGUGCCUCAGACUUCAUUGAACCCUGCCAUGAGUAUAAAGGUUUCACAAAUACAACAGAUGAAACUAAAAUGAGCAAGUUCACUGAUGAGGUUAUUCGCUUUGCAGCUGCCUGCAUGAAUAGCCGCACCAAUGGCACCAUACAUUUUGGUAUAGGGGACAAGCCAGAGUUCACCCAUGGUCAAGUGUUGGGAGUGGCUGUUGAGGACAAAGAGGCUUAUGCAAAUGAACUAAAAUCUGCCAUUGAUGGCUGUUUUCAGUAUAAACACAAACAGGCUGCUCAAAUGUGCAUCAAACCUCCUCGAUUUGUUGGUGUUCUCAAUAAGAAUAUGACAUCAUCUGACAAAUAUGUGAUAGAAGUAGACAUAGUUCCCGAGUCUGUGAUCUGUGAAGAAAACAUCUAUCAGACUUCCAACGUGGACACAAAAAAAGCCAAGAAAAAAGCAAAAGGUAGAGAAGCAGACAAGACUGAAACAAAACCCUCAAAGCAAUUCUAUGUCCGAGAUGGCGGUAGCAGCAGGAAUCUCCUCGCAACAACCACAUUUGCCAAACCCAUGGAAGAGUACAACCAGUUUGUUGACAGUGUGGCACAACGAUCACAACUCCGAAAACAAGCCGAAGAGAAGCACCUCAGUGUGAUCAAAAGCAGUAAUCAAGGCUCUAGAUUAAGUCAGAUGAUAACUGGUGGAUCCCUCUCUUUAGACAAGUCACACUUUGAGUGUUAUGUAAUAGUAACUAACAAGUCACAUUCAAUCCAGUUGGAAUCACUGGGAUUUCUUGUAGAACUCAACCCAACAGCUGUUUUGGACUUUGAUCCAGAAUCAGCUGAAUGUGGAUUGCAGAAGCACUUUGAACAGCAGAGUACAGUAAGUGUCCAUUUACCAGCACAGUAUAAAAUCACAGAGGGUGUUGAGGACAUUGCAAACAAGUUGAAAUUGACUCGAAACACCAGCUGGGUAUUCUGCAAUGGCGGUAUCAAGGAUGAGGCACCUUCAGAUAUAGAUGAGUGGUUGAUGGACAAGGGAGCCUCCAUUCGAGAUGUGAUUUCAUUCUUGUGCCGGAAAGAUGUGCUUCCAAACAAGAGAUUCCUUGUCAUUUUCUUACUUUUGUCAACAGUUAGUGAGAAGAUGGACCCACUUGUUGAGACUUUCAGUACAUUCUCACAGGAGCUCAGAGGCACAGAGCAAAUCCUUUGUAUCUGUGACAAUGAAAAUGCAUUUACGUCCUGGAAGGACCUAAUUAAGGCUCGCUGUGGAAAUGACAUCUCUGGUAGAUGCAUAUAUGAACUCAACUUUGCUGAAGUCAAUGGCACUGUCCUUAGUCUUUUGUCAAAAAAUCGUAGAUCCAGCCGAUUCCUACCCUGUGGUGGGGGGAGCCAAGUGCUUCUGGAGAAGAAAGUGGAGCGUAGCCUGAGUACUUUAGAGAUCCUAUGCAUGAACCAAUGUGAAGGAGGAAAUGAGGACAAAAUUGCUAUUGAGGAGAACUUCUACAAAGGAGGAAAAGUGUCCUGGUGGAAUUUCUAUUUCUCAGAGCAGCCUGGAUCCACACCGUUCAUUAAACGAGACAAGUUUGACUUCAUAAUGAACACAGUGAUACCAGAUUUGUGCUCCCUGAGAAAAGCCUGUGUGUUGUUCAACCUCAUGCAUGUACCUGGAUGUGGUGGGACAACUUUGGCCAUGCAUAUGUUAUGGGCUCUCCGGGACAGAUACCGUUGUGCGGUCCUUAGAGACAGCAACGCAGACUUUGCUGAAGUAGCCGAGCAAGUGGUAAAACUUUUAAUGUAUGACCAUGAGGAGCAAUUACCACGGGUCCCUCUUUUGCUGAUGAUAGAUGACUUUGAUGAUAUGGAAAAAGUGAGUGACUUGCAGCAACUCAUUGAAAAAGAAUGCGUGAAGAAAGACAUUCAGUCUAAGUCUGCACAGGUAAUUCUCCUCAACUGCAUGAGGUCAGAGUCCUCUGAACUGACUGAAUCAACUGAGGACACCGUGUUCAUUGGAAAUAAGCUGUCUGAAAUGGAGCAGAAACAGUUUGAGCAAAAACUUGUAGAAAUAGAGAAAACACACAAGAAUGCUGAAACGUUCUAUGGUUUCAUGAUCAUGAAGAAGAACUUUAAACAAGAGUAUAUUCAGGGUGUGGUCCGCAAUACCCUGAAGAGCUUCAACAAGAAUCAGAAACAUGCACAACUCCUGGCUGUUUUAGUUCUGUUGAAUGUGUACUGCAAGAGUGCCUCUCUCUCUGUCUCUCUGUGUGAGGAAUUCCUUGGUCUACAACCCAAACCAUUUUGUGGAACCAUCAAAGUUGAAGAAGGAUUUGGAAAAUUUUCCACUUUGAUUGCCAGCAGCUCAGUUGAGAGUAAGGUUGUACACAAGGCUGUGACAAUGAUCCAUUCAAGUAUUGCAAGGCAGUGUUUGCAGGAACUUACAACAACACACACCAUGAGCAAAGCUGAGAUUACCGACCUUCUGCUGACCACAGACAAGCUUUAUGAAAGCACACAAGGCAAAGACAAACUCCUGCGAGAUGUUCACCACAUUUUGGUGAAGAGAUAUUAUUCAGCGGAGGAGGAAUCUCAGUUCUCUCCACUAAUUCAAGACAUCGCAAGUGAAACGCCAGGACAAGAAGAGAUGAUACUAUUGAGUGCAUCAAAAAGAUUUGACAAAGAUGCCGUCGUCUCUCAGUUACUAGCCAGGUACUAUUACCUGAAAAAGAAGGAUUUCUCAGAGGCAAAAGAUUGGGCACGCAGUGCAAGAGAUCUUUCUAAAGAUAGCUCAUACAUGGCAGACACAUCAGCACAAGUUAUCAAGCAUGAACUGAAGAAUGCCAUUGCAAACUGCAAGGAAGAGCCUAUUACUGCUGACAAGUUGAACAUGUUUCUCAAAGUGGCUCAGUCAGCAAUAGAUGCAUUCAAGGAAACACAGAGCCUUGCAAAGAAAGAGUCAAUGCAGCGACUACAAUCCAAGAUGGACAACUGCCCUUUUAAUACAUCAGGGUGUCUGGGAGAAAUUCAGGUAGGAGUACUUCUCAUUGAAGUACUGGGAAAGACACCUGUAUUUUCCUCAGAAAAUGUCCGCCAUGACAUAAUGAGUAGGGUUCUGUCUGGAGAUAUUAAACUUCAGGAUGCAGAGAGACAUGAUCCAAGGAAUACCAAACACAGGACUUACUACAUCAUGCUCAGACAGUUUGAGGAUGUACUUUACAACCUCAAAUAUAGGAUGAAGAUGAACUUCGACUUCCUUGACAAUUUCUACGUGAACUUGGGUUCCAGAUCUGGGAUGAAGGACAGUCGGGAACAAGUAGCCCAAAAUGAGCUUUUCAGAUGUUUCAGACAGUAUGUAAAUCUUUUCUGCAAGACAGAUUCUGCAUCUCUUUUGAAGAAUAAAACCUUGUGUAACAUGCUGCAACUACUGGAAGCAAGACAAUUCCUGGAGAAGCAAAAAGCUGAUACCUACUGUGGGAUUCUGAAUUGUCUCUCAAUUGACACCUCAGCUGAAAAGUUGGAGAAGAUUGUCAGAAUGUAUGAUUUUGUUGGUGCAUCUAAGACUGUGAAGGAGAAGAUCAACUACAUCUAUGUCAAUGUUGUGUUGAGUCGUAUCAAACUGGAAUCAACACGCAUUCAGCCAUUCCAGAAACUAAUUGGUCUCCUUUUGCAAGUCCAGCGUGAGCAAAUUCCAUUGAGUGAAAAUUUGUCACUGCUCUUCAUUGCAGUUGUGUUGUUGUGGCCACAGGAGAACGGUCCACCAUGUAGAGGUUUAGGGAAGUACAUCUCACAGAUGAGGACAUCUUAUUACACAGAGAUGAAGGAAGUGUACAAUGGCAAGAGGCCCAUUGUCCAUUUCUUCCUGGGGAAGAAGCGGGGCUAUGAAAGACUGGUACACCUUGGGGAAAUCAAACGGUGCUGCAUGGCUGAGGAGGGUCAGUUUAUCUCCAUGUGGGAAAAUGGCAAGCUAUGGAAAGAGAAGAAGGUGGAGGAGCUCCUUUGCAGAGUCACUGGCAAGGUGAAGGGCAAGUUCAUACUGGCAGAUACUUGUAUCCCAGAUCUGAAGGUUGAAGUCACUCCAAUGUUUCGAUGGCAGCUUAGCGGGUAUGGCGAGGGGUCAAAAGUGUCCUUCUUAAUUGGCUUUUCGAUGAGAGGCCCUCUUGCACUUGACAUUAACUAAAGCUUGAAAGCAGCCUUGUGUACAAGUAACUCAAAACUGACUGAGAUACUUGUAAUUGUGAUGUUACAUUACAUUUUUGUAUGUUUCUUUGGCUCUGUGCAUUACAUUGAUGCUACUUUUUGUAAAGGAAAAUAUAAAGUAUAACCUUAAAAGUUGCAAUACAUGACAUUCAGCCACUAGAUGUCUCACUAUAGCACCAACAUCUCAGACUAAAACAAAUGUGUCAUUUACUCAAUAAUGUUUGGAAAAAAAAGCUGACAACUCACGAAACUAGGUCAAACUAGGUAGAGCUGAUCAAAUAUGGAUUAAGAUUCAGUUACUGUAUUGCCUAUUUCUUGGCUCUAAUGCUUUCAGAAACAUAUUUUAGUGUACUGUUUAGCUGUAAUUUGACAAAGUUUGUGACGCGGCUGCCAUCUUGGAAACAGAUGCAGAGGACAUGGAGGGACUCACAUGCACUAACAUGCACGCAUGUCUACCAAAACAAAGAACAGAGAAGCUCAGAUAAAAACACACAGAGGGAGUGUGACUUCAUUCACUGGUAAGGACACCAUUACUCUGCGAUAUCUCAACAUAGCAAAUAGUUGUUUUCUGACAACUAAUAGGGCUAAAUAUCAUUUAUUGCAACUUUAAAUCAAAACUCUUAAAAGGGCUUGGAUUCAAAUUUGUAAAUCAAUGUAAAUAUUGAAGUGGUUUUUAAAUAAUGAAAAAUGUUUCAUAUGAAAUUAUCUGACAUUUGAAAAAGUAUUCAACUAUUCAUGAGGUAUUCAACUGUUAAUGUGUAAGCAGUGUAAUCAUAUCGUUCUAUAAAAUGAAAUAAUCUUCAUCAUUGAUUCUAUGAUACAUUUACUUUUGGAUAAAAAUAGUGUACUUGAACAUCUAUGUAAGAAUUUGCAAUGUUUUAUGUAUAUUUUACCUUUGAACCUGCAUGUUACAUUAUUGAUACAACUACUGUGAUUUGCAGAACAGUGUCUUACAUACAGUGUCUCUCUUGUACUUAAUAUAUUUUCAAGUACUGAAUAUUGAAAUUUAGAUAUUUUUAAUGUUUGUUCAUAAACUGAUCUGAUGUUUGAAAUGCAAGCCUUUACCUUUGUCAUUAUGUAUUACAUUACUUGAGCAAUUUUGUUUUAAACAGUUUGUUUUUUGCAUUCCAUGAAAAACAAUAAUGAACAUUUUUUUGCAAUACUUUUACUUUCUAAUAAAGAUGUACUGUAACAUUAC
Messenger RNA from Thunnus maccoyii (southern bluefin tuna), 6047 nucleotides. Its product is annotated as sterile alpha motif domain-containing protein 9-like. Bases 246 to 4829 code for a protein of 1527 amino acids. Gene Ontology annotation, cellular component: cytoplasm. The record is from RefSeq and is a predicted model, not a curated record. NCBI's taxonomy places the organism in Eukaryota, Metazoa, Chordata, Actinopteri, Scombriformes, Scombridae. Gene Ontology annotation, molecular function: protein binding. The transcript has 4 exons.